AUGGCUGCGGCAUCCGACACGCCGCAAAUUCUGACCCACAUUGCACACUCUGUCACGUAUACGGUGUUCGAUACCAAGUGGGUGCCGCGGUCGGCGCGGGCUGUGGGGGUGGGACAGACCGCGCGGGGGCGAGGCAUCAUCCAGGUCUACUCGCUGGGCAAGAAGGGGACGCUCCAGGUGGAGGCCGAGACCGGCAAGGCUGCAGGCUUCAAGUGCGCGACCUUUGCAGCGUCUGCGCUGGAGGACAGGUUUCUGGCUACAGGCGACUUCUCCGGCCGCCUCGCGGUGUGGGACCUCGACCACCCAGAGCUCCCUGUCUACGCUGCGAGCGCCCACGACGGCAUUGUCAACGCCAUCGAUGGUAUCGGCGGCGUGCUGGGCGCCGGUGCGCCCGAGAUUGUCACCGGCGGUCGCGACGGCGUAGCCAAGGUCUGGGACACGCGUCAGAAGAACGAGCCAGUGCUUGCCCUCAAACCAGCCGCAGGAAGCGAUACCCGCGAUUGCUGGGCCGUCGCCUUUGGCAACGCGUACUCGGACGAAGAGCGGACGGUGGUGACCGGCUACGACAACGGCGACGUCAAAAUGUUCGAUCUGCGCAUGUCCAAGCUGGUGUGGGAGACAAACGUGGCCAACGGCGUCUGCCAUCUCGCCUUUGACCGCCCAGACAUCGAGAUGAACAAGCUGUACGUCUCGACGCUCGAGUCCAAGCUCCGGGUCUACGACAUGCGCACCUUUUCGGAGGACCUGGGCUAUGCCCACGUCACCCACGCCGACUCGGACUGCACCGUCUGGCGCUCCGCCCCGCUCCCGCAGGACCGCGAUGUGUUUAUGGCCGCCUACGGCAACGGCUCGCUCUCACUCUGCAAGUACAAGUACCCAGACAAGCGGUCCGAGACCGACGCCCAGGGCAAGCCUGUUGGCGUCGCCGGCUCGGUCAUCCCGCUCGCCUCGGCCUCCAUCUCCACGCAGCCCAUCCACUGCUUCGACUGGUCCGCCGACAAGCGCGGCCUCUGCGUCUUUGGCUCGUUUGACCAGUGCAUCCGCGUCGGCAUCGUCACCCGUCUGGAAGUUGUUUAG
Thecamonas trahens ATCC 50062 is the source of this 1077-nucleotide messenger RNA. Its product is annotated as WD repeat-containing protein 92. Gene Ontology annotation, molecular function: ubiquitin binding. The record is from RefSeq and is a predicted model, not a curated record. The transcript has a single exon. NCBI's taxonomy places the organism in Eukaryota, Apusomonadida, Apusomonadidae. Bases 1 to 1077 code for a protein of 358 amino acids.